Messenger RNA from Ctenopharyngodon idella (grass carp), 3452 nucleotides. RefSeq names its product crystallin, gamma N2 (gene crygn2). NCBI's taxonomy places the organism in Eukaryota, Metazoa, Chordata, Actinopteri, Cypriniformes, Xenocyprididae. Gene Ontology annotation, biological process: visual perception; lens development in camera-type eye. The transcript is spliced from 5 exons. The record is from RefSeq and is a predicted model, not a curated record. Bases 2659 to 3327 code for a protein of 222 amino acids. Gene Ontology annotation, molecular function: structural constituent of eye lens.
UAUAUAUAUAUAUAUAUAUAUAUAGUAAAAUACAAUCUCUUAUUCAUUUCACUUGUUUUUGUAGUGAAAAAAGACCAAAAUGUUUGUAGAAAUCAGUCAUCAUUAGGUAGAUGCAGUAAUGGAAUAAAUUAAGGUGUAAAUGCAGUGUUUGUUUAGUAAAUCAGAGUAAUGAAAGGAGGUGAAAUGAUGUUUAAAGGGGUUAUAUGUAAGAAUUGUCAUGUAUUAAUUGUAUUUUUUUAUUGGCAAUGUGUAAACAGCUUGUAACGAAACUAAAAAAAACGAGACCUUCCCCGACUUUCUAGGUUGUCUAAUGAAGCCAGAGCCCUGAUUUUAAUGUGAAGGACUCGGGACGUUUUUGCCGGGAAAAUCAAAAGGAUGUGACGUUUACGAGCUCCCGUGGGCUUCUCUUCCGUUCUAUGACACAUGAAAGGAAUGCUUGUAUUUUCAGGAUAAUGCUUAAAGAGCCGUUCUGUACAGUAAUGUAAGUGUAAUGCAAAGAAAAGGGUUUAAUUCAAACUAGUAUAUAGCCAGAUCUAUAAAUAUAGGCAUACCUUAUAAUCAUGGUGUGAUUUUACCUCAUCCACAUGAUGCCGGUGAAUUGCAGAGCUUGUGCAAACAUAUCCACGAUGAUCAGAUGCUUUUUAAAUGCUGAUUUCUCACCGCUGUCAUUUUUGUUGUGUUUGUUAUUGAAAGAAAAUUGCGCGGCACAUAUUUUCAUAUAACCGUCGCUCUCGACAGCGUGGACGGCGUCGGGAUAUUCGUUAACGGUAUAUCGCUGCAAAGGUGUUUCCAACUUUUUAAUUCUAAGCCAAGAACAAAAAAGAACUUGGUCGUGAGUAUAUCGAGGCAUUGAAUCUUGUUUAGUCUCAAGUACUUAACUUGUUCAUGGGUGCUAGCACAAGCAUUAAAGGUGCAAUAUGUAAGAAUUUUGCAGUAAAAUAUCCAAAAACCACUAGGCCAGUGUUAUAUAUUUUGUUUACUUAAGUACUUACAAUUUCCCAAAUGUUUCCAACUAUUUGUAAAUCGUGAGAAAAUUGCAGUUUUAACCAAGGCUCCGGGACGUGAGGAGUCGCCUGUCAAUUGCGUCAUACCCGCGUUACCCUCGGUUUCUGGUUUUAUUUUGUAGAAACCAUGGAAACACCAAAGACGCUUUAAUAUUUACAUGUGUUAAUAGGCAAGGGAACAACUGUUUUGAUAUAUUUAUAGACAGAAAACUAAUUGUUGUUAUAUAGCUCAACACGUUAUAGCUUAUUGUUUAAAUCUAAUUUUCUUGAUUUUCCGAGAGUACCACGUUUUACCAUGCCUCAGAGAACAACACUAUUUUGUGAAGUAGCUAACAUAGCAUAAUCAGAUGCAACUUUAUUUUUAGUAACAGUAAUACAGCAUUUUCUCCAUCAUACAAUACAUUUUAAAAUUAAUUGCAUGCCAUUUAUCAACACAAGCCAUCCAGCAUUUAAUAUGAUAUUCUAAAAUCGAUCUAUCUUACUGCAGUGUGUAACAGUGUCUCACAGCAGCUGCCGAGUGAACGCACAGAGUAACGUUAUAACAUUUUCAACACACUCAAAUGUAUCUAAUAUGAUAAACAGAGCUGUGUUACCUCAUACUCAUGACCGGAAAAGCGGAAGCAGCGCCGGCGACUGUGGCAUAAUAAAAGUUCCGCUGCUCGCGGCGUGUGUUGCGCAAUCGCUUCAGUGGCCUCGUUCAGCUCCAACAACACUCGGUCUAACUAACCCUAACCCUAACUCAGCUUCAUACUACAGUAAUGUUAAUAAUCGCAUCCAUGAAUAUGAUUUCUUCCUGAGUCCUAUCCCAAUUCUUUUCCACCGGCCAUUGAGGUGAAGACCACAUGUCCCAGGAUUCCACGCUCAAACUUGCCGUCAUCAAGCUACGCCUUUGUUUUGAAUAGACCUCUAGCAACCUCUAGCGGACAGAAAAUAUUACAUAUUGCACCUUUAAGUUGCUAGCUAAUAACAAGGGUUUCUUGAUUGUUCAGACAUUCGAGUUUAACUUUAAUUGUGAUUAAAUGGGUGAAGAUUGUGAAAUUUGGAGGGAUAUAUUAAAACAUAUUAAUAAAUAUUAAAAUAUAAUAUUAAAACAGUCCUGAGACAUUCAUCAGAUGUCUGAAGAGUUUCAAAUAUGAACUUUUUUGUAUUCAGUAAUAUUCCAGAUAGGCUUUUUCUCUCAUUUUUCAUCUUUAAUCAAAAUGUUUCAGACUAAACAUGUUUGAUAAUUGGUUUACAGUUUUUUUUCUGGUGUCACAAUGUCAAUUCCCAUCUUUUGCAAAAUCCCAUGAACUAGCACUUCCUGAAUGACGUUAUCCUCCAGGAAGUGACAUCACAUCAUUUCCUGGAGGGAAAACUGCAGAAUGAUCAAUCUUCAGAAGGUCUCGCCUCAAACCCUCAGAUGUGAUCGAGCCCGAGUUCAGAUGAAGAAUAGUUUCAUGUCAUCUGGAUUGUACGGUUGUGAAUCACUGGGACAUGAGAGCAGUUAGAGUGAACACAAGCCUCGCAUUUGCAAAAUGGCCCCACAAAGUCGAGCGAAGCAAAAUCUAUUGUGGCGUCGACUGAAGGCCUGGAGUCAAAGCCCAGAAUCAGCAGUGAGCGGCGGGAAAGCGUCCCAUCAGCAGAAGCCUAAAGCCCUCCAUUGUGUGACCUUUGUAUGGCGGAUCUCGCGAUAUCUGGCCGCACGCGACCGGCUGUAUAUAUUGGGCUGUCCAACUUUUCCAGUGUCACACUUUCUUACGUGUGGGUCAGUUUGGACAGUAUCCAGUGGAAAAUGUCGCAGUAUUCUGGAAAGAUCGUGUUUUACGAGGGCCGCUGCUUCACCGGCAGGCGGCUGGAGGUGUACGGCGACUGCGAUAACUUCCAGGAUCGCGGCUUCAUGAACAGGGUGAACUCCAUCCGCGUGGAGAGCGGCGCCUGGAUCUGCUACGACCAUCCCGACUUCAAGGGUCAGCAGUACAUCCUGGAGCGCGGAGAAUAUCCCGAGUUCCAGCGCUGGAACUCCCACAACGAUCACAUGGGCUCCUGCAAACCCAUCAGGAUGCACGGAGAGCACUACAGGAUGGAGAUGUUCGAGGGCUGUAACUACACUGGUCAGUGUAUGGAGUUCUGUGACGACUGUCCCUUCCUCCAGAGCCGCGGAUUCAACACAAACUGUGUCAACUCUGUCAGAGUGUUCGGUGACGGAGCGUGGGUGAUGUAUGAAGAGCCUAACUUCCGUGGUCGCAUGUACAUUGUGGAAAGAGGAAACUACUGCAGCCAUAACGAGUGGCAGGCGCAGAAUCCCAACAUCCAGUCCAUCCGCAGGGUCGUCAACUACUUCUAAACCCUCCAGACGCUGCUCUCCUCCAUCUUCCCCUUCAGUCCCACAAACUCUGACUCCCCCUUUUCUCUCUGAACAUGUAAAAUAAACACUGAAAACCAAAACCAGGACAGUAUUUUAUCACACAA